AUAAAAAUUACUCCAUUGACCCGAAGUCACAGAUUCCAAACAAAAAACUAAUCUCCCUGUGGCGAGCAAAGGUUGGUAGACCCCGCAGUGAUGGCCCACAUACACUGACUAUUUUUUUUUCUUUUUUUCUUUUUUCUUUUUUUAUAUCAAAAUAACCAUCAUUAUAUUUAAAUAAUCUCAGUAUCAUUACCACAUUAAGUAGUUUGAAGAUUUAUUUUUUCCCCUUUUCUGGUACGUUGCGAGUAACCUGUUUGUGUGUGUGUGUGAGAGAGAGAGGGUGUCACUGUUGCACUGCUUAUUAUAUCUGUCGUAUAGAGAGAGUAGUACCCUAGACAACCUUAAGAACUGAAGAUGAGAAAGGAAUAAGUUUCCAGGAAACAUUCCAUCCAGCGUUUACUAGUUGACCAAACAACACCACCCAACCCAUCUGCCCAUGUGUGGAAGCAAGCACAAAUGGCUUGACCACCCAAAUCUACAAAACACACACAUGCAUAUCACACACACACACACCCUCUUUAGCUAAGUAGUGAUCAUUUAGGUAGAAUAUAUAUUAUAUAAGAUCAGAUCAAUAAGCCAAUACAAACAAUAUAUUACUAUAUAUAUAUAGUUUGAACAAAUGGAAGCAGCAGCUGGACAACAAGCUGCAGGCAGUAAUUAUGAUCAUCUGCAGGUCUCCUUCUCCAAUCCUACACAAGCAGCAGCAGCUAUCCAUGAAAUGGGAGGGCUCUCUCAGUUUGAAAACCAAGUCCUCUGCUUCUUGGCCCCUAAUUCGCAGUCUGCCCAGAUCACCGCGUCACACACUACUCUCAAAGACACUCAAACUGCACCCAACAAUACUACUACUCAUGACCUUGUUAACAGACCGGCUUGGAAUAAUGAUCAGUUGAGGACUUCAUUGGAUCACAAGGCCAGUGAAGAAAAUUGCACUGCUGUUAGCGAUGGUGGCAAUUCAUGGUGGAGGAGCUCAUCCUCAGAUAAGAACAAGGUGAAGGUAAGGAGAAAGCUUAGAGAGCCAAGGUUCUGUUUCCAAACAAGGAGUGAUGUUGAUGUGCUUGAUGAUGGUUACAAAUGGAGAAAAUAUGGCCAGAAAGUUGUCAAGAACAGCCUUCAUCCAAGAAGUUACUAUCGUUGUACGCAUAGCAACUGUCGAGUGAAGAAGAGGGUUGAACGAUUGUCGGAGGAUUGUCGAAUGGUGAUAACCACGUAUGAAGGUAGACACAACCAUUCUCCUUGUGACGACUCAAAUUCAUCCGAGCAUGAAUGCUUUACCUCAUUUUAAUGAGAAGUAAAGAAAAUGUUGUGUGAUGAUGAUUUUUAAUGUACGAUAUUAGUAAUUAAUUAAGUUUGCUUUAAUCUUUGUUCAAGAAGAUGGAGGUCAUUUCCAGCACAGUAAACAUCAUUAUUUUAAACUUGAUUGGCUUGGAAAUGGUAUUGUUAGUUGUGAAAAGUAUCAGUGAUCAAUAUUUAUGUAUCAAGAAUUUUAGUCCUUGCGAUUAUCAUAUUAAAAUUGUAGUUCACAGAACUUCAUGAUUU
Cornus florida is the source of this 1533-nucleotide messenger RNA. Its product is annotated as probable WRKY transcription factor 12. Gene Ontology annotation, biological process: regulation of DNA-templated transcription. The coding region runs from base 617 to 1279 and encodes 220 amino acids. NCBI's taxonomy places the organism in Eukaryota, Viridiplantae, Streptophyta, Magnoliopsida, Cornales, Cornaceae. The record is from RefSeq and is a predicted model, not a curated record. Gene Ontology annotation, molecular function: sequence-specific DNA binding; DNA-binding transcription factor activity. The transcript is spliced from 4 exons.